AUGGCGCAAGACUCUUCAAAACAUGUCAUCGUCGUCGGGGAUGCUCCCGUACGUUUGUUCCUAUACCCGUUCGCCGAUUCGACUCGAAAGUCUGAUAUGCACAAUGCAUAUUCGUUCCAGGUCGGCUCUAAUCUUGUGGCCACCCUUUUGGAGGAUGGCUUGGAGGGUGCCGAGCCUCGCAUCUAUAUUCACAAGCCUAGUCUCGUGAACCCUCCACAAGACACGAUCCAUUCUAUUGUCAAUCUCGAACGCAAUGACUUUGGUUCAAGCCCAGAUUCUCGCGGGCAGCACCGUACAAGGUUCAAGCCCCGAUCCAUACAGGAGAUCGUUACGGCGAGACGCUGGUACGCGCCAUUGCAUUUUUCUGCCUUGGCAAUUGAUCCUUCAGCAGUAUCUAUUGUCGUCUUCCAAGAAACCAGAACUGAAGUCGCUGCCACUGAAAUCGAUACUGCCGCUGCCAUUUCAACCUUCCAGGGAUGCCGCCCUUGCUUCCUCGUUUACCACAUGGCAAGGCCCAUGUGUAAUGGCACUAUCUGGGAAACGGUCCGGCGAGGUCCACUGACAGGCCUGACGCCUGGGACCCCAGACCGCGAGCGACUCAUUGUGGUAGUGGACGCCAAUGAUCUGCGCGCCGAGGGGAUCAACCUUUCGCGCGGCCUAUCCUGGGAGAAAACCUGCGAGGACUUCGUCGAGCAGCUUGGCUCUGUAGGGAAGCUGACGUGCCUGGCAACGUGUGCGCAUCUAGUCGUGCUCUUUGGGUGCGCAGGCGUAAUCUACCAUCAGGGCUCGCGUGUUUCAAAGCCGGUUCUCUUCUUUGACCCAUUCUCGUCCGAAGAAGAAUUCCUACAGAGAAAUCUAGGACGAAUACCCGGUCUUUCGGAGACAUUUGUAGCUGGCCUUGUAAGCGGAUUGAUCCAGAGCCCACAGUUGAGUGUCGAGCAUGCAAUUGAAUUUGGCUUGCAGGCUGCGAGAAAGCUUGCAGUGGUUGGGUUAGCUGACCCUGGAAAUGAGGUACCUUCAUUAUCGACGGUCUAUCGAGCCAGGGAGGUGAUGAGAGACACGAAUAAGGAAAAAUUGAUUCGUUUCGCGAUCCCAUCUGACGACAUUGCCUGUGGCAACUGCGGCGAGAACUGGUCUCUGCUCGAUGACAUGAUUGGUGACCCUGCAGAAGUGGCACGUCAGGUUGUACGGCAAGGGCCUCUUUUACUGGCGAGCCAGGUACCGCUGGCUCAAUUCAAUGAGCUCGUCCUCUUCGAUCGGCACGAAAUUGAGUCAUGUCGGUCCAUCUUCAGUUUCCUACGCGAGUAUCUCGCCGCACCAAUGAAUAGGCCGCUCAGCAUUGCGCUCUUCGGCCCCAGAGGGUCCGGCAAGGCCUUUACAGCGAUGCAGCUUGCCGAAGCGGCAGCGAGGGGUAAGAAGGCAUCGACCCUCCGUUUCGACCUGUCGCAGUUCACAAGCGUCGACGACCUAGUCGCGGCCUUCCACUCCAUCCGCGACUGUUCACUCAAAGGCUCUGCGCCCCUUGUCUACCUCAGGGGCUUCGAUACCGACUUCGCCGGCUUGCCGCUGGGUUGGCUACCGCAUCUCAUACAUGUCAUGUUAUCUGGCUCCUUUCCCGACCACGGCGUAAGCAGACCGAUUGGCGCCGCUGUGUUCUUCUUCAGCUCAGCCUCGUCCAAAACAUAUGAAGGCUUUCGCGAUGGAUCCGCAAAAACUUCUAGAUACCCAGAUAAUCGAGUCCAAGAAUUCCUCGCCAGUCUCCACGGCUUCGUCAACAUCCUAGGCCCUGAUAAAGUCACUCGCACCGCCAGCGGGAGCGAAGACAGACUCUACCCCGUCCGCCGCGCCGUCAUCCUCCGAUCACUUCUCGAAAAGCGUGAAGUAAACCUUACCUCAUCCACUCAAAUCAACAUCGACGACAGUGUCCUCAACGGCCUCCUUCUAGUCCCCACAUACAGGCACGGAAUCCUGUCCCUGAAAUCCAUCAUCGCCAUGAGCCAUCUAAAUGGACGUUACCACUUUGACCGUUCCGCUCUGCCCCCUCAAACGCAACUUGACCUACACGUGGACUACAAAAUCUUCACCCAAUACCUCAACGGCAUCCCACUUCCGGACCAUCUACGCGAGAGACUUGCGCAGGAAAUCCACGCCGUCUAUCUGGCCAUCCGUUCAAAAACAGCAACGGAGUCAGAAAAAGCCGAGCUGAAGCCCUGGCACGAGACCGACGAGGAAUUAAAGGAAUCAUCCCGUGCGCAUGCCGAGAUGAUCCCCUCCAAACUCCGCGAAAUCAGGUGCUUCCUUGCCGAGAAGCAGGAACACCGUAAACCCGUGCGGAGCUUUAUGGCAGCGCAGAUCGAGCGCCUCGGUGAGAUAGAGCAUGAAAGGUGGAAUACAGAGCGGCUAAAAAACCAGUGGAAACGCGGAGAUGAGCGUGACAUCGCCAAGCGCAGCAGUCCGUUUUUGGUCCCUUGGUGUGAUCUUGAGCAGAAGUGGCGGGAUAUAGAUCGCGCGAUUGUGGCGAGUUAUCCCAGAAUCUUGCCUGAGGAGUAUGAAAUAUACCCUAUAGGACCUAAGGAGGCAAGAACAGAUUGA
This is a messenger RNA of Penicillium longicatenatum, 2592 nucleotides long. RefSeq lists its product as uncharacterized. The record is from RefSeq and is a predicted model, not a curated record. Bases 1 to 2592 code for a protein of 863 amino acids. The transcript has a single exon. Lineage: Eukaryota; Fungi; Ascomycota; Eurotiomycetes; Eurotiales; Aspergillaceae.